CCUGCAGGAAUAGGGCGGCCCUGGAAGGGGGCGGAGUCGUUUCAGCUUCGCUGAGCUUCGGCGCGUCCUGGCCCCCCCCACUUCCUUUUCUGGCUGUCCAGGGAGCCGGUCGUGGGGGUAGCGCAGCGAUGUCGCUGAGCCUGACGGUGAACGCGGAGGUUCCCCCGCUCGGAGCUUUGCUAACUGUAGAGCAUGUGAAAAAUGAUGUCAAAAUUUUGGUUGAAGAAGGCAAAGAGACCAUCCUCCGUGUAUCUGACCAUGCUGUGUUCACUGAUGUGAAUUCCAUAGUUCGCUAUCUGGCUAGAGUUGCCACUUCCGCAGGACUAUAUGGUUCUAAUCUUCUGGAACACACUGAGAUUGACCAUUGGCUGGAAUUCAGCGCGACAAAGUUAUCUACCAGUGCCCAGUUUGGUUCAGCACUCCUUGAGCUUAAUCACUGUCUGUCUCUGAGGACCUACUUGGUUGGAAACUCCCUGAGUCUGGCAGAUUUGUGUGUCUGGGCUGUACUAAAAGGCAAUAGUGCAUGGCAAGAACAAUUGGAGCAAAACAAGGCUCCAGUCCAUACGAAGCGCUGGUAUGGCUUUCUUGAGGCACAGUGUACCUUUCAAUCAGUGGGUACCAAGUGGGCUGCAGUUGCAUCAAAGACCAAAGAGGCAACAGAAAAGAAACAAGAUGUUGGGAAAUUUGUGGAACUCCCAGGUGCAGAGAUGGGGAAGGUCAUUGUUCGGUUUCCUCCUGAAGCCAGUGGUUAUUUACAUAUUGGUCAUGCAAAAGCUGCUCUGCUAAAUCAGCAUUACCAGGUUAACUUUAAAGGAAAACUCAUCAUGAGGUUUGAUGACACAAAUCCUGAAAAGGAAAAAGAAGACUUUGAAAAGGUUAUCCUGGAAGACGUUGCAAUGCUGCACAUCAAACCAGAUCAAUUUACAUAUACCUCAGAUCACUUUGAGACUAUAAUGAAAUAUGCUGAGAAGCUUAUUCAAGAAGGGAAGGCGUAUGUGGAUGAUACUCCUGCAGAACAAAUGAAAAUGGAGCGUGAGCAGAGAAUAGAAUCUAAACACAGAAAUAACUCUGUUGAGAAGAAUCUACAAAUGUGGGAAGAAAUGAAAAAGGGAACAGAAUGUGGACAAAUGUGUUGUCUACGAGCAAAAAUAGACAUGAAUAGUAACAAUGGGUGUAUGAGAGACCCAACCCUUUAUCGUUGCAAAAACCAACCACACCCACGCACUGCAAGUAACUACAAUGUUUAUCCUACAUAUGACUUUGCCUGCCCCAUUGUUGACAGUAUUGAAGGUGUCACACAUGCAUUAAGAACAACAGAAUACCAUGACAGAGAUGAGCAGUUCUACUGGAUCAUUGAAGCCUUGGGCAUAAGGAAGCCAUACAUCUGGGAGUACAGUCGUCUAAACCUCAACAACACUGUGCUAUCUAAAAGAAAGCUCACCUGGUUUGUCAAUGAAGGGCUGGUAGAUGGAUGGGAUGAUCCAAGAUUUCCCACUGUGCGUGGUGUGCUGAGAAGAGGUAUGACUGUUGAAGGACUAAAACAGUUUAUUGCUGCACAGGGCUCCUCCCGAUCUGUUGUCAACAUGGAAUGGGAUAAAAUUUGGUCAUUUAACAAAAAGGUCAUAGACCCAGUGGCACCUCGGUAUACUGCGUUACUGAAGGAUGAAGUGGUCACUGUGAACAUUCCUGAAGCCCUAGAGGAAAUGAAAGAAGUGGCCAAACAUCCAAAGAAUGCUGAUGUUGGCUUGAAGCCUGUGUGGUACAGUUCCAAAGUGCUGAUUGACGGUGCAGAUGCAGAGACUUUGACUGAGGGAGAGACUGUUACAUUCAUAAAUUGGGGCAACAUUAUCAUCACUAAAAUACACAGAAACUCAAGCAGGAAAAUUGUGUCCAUUGAUGCCAAGCUGAACAUGGAGAACAAGGACUACAAAAAAACAACUAAGAUCACUUGGCUUGCAGAGACCCCACAUGCACCUCUCAUUCCAGCUGUCUGUGUUAACUAUGACCAUCUGAUCACCAAACCUGUCCUAGGUAAAGAUGAAGAUUUCAAGCAAUAUGUCAACCGAAAUAGUAAGCAAGAAGAUCUGAUGUUAGGUGAUCCUUGCCUUAAGGAGUUGAAAAAAGGAGACAUUAUACAACUUCAGAGAAGAGGAUUUUUUAUUUGUGAUCAACCCUACGAACCAGUUAGCCCAUACAGCUGUAAAGAAGCCGCAUGUGUUUUGAUAUAUAUCCCUGAUGGACACACAAAGGAAAUGCCAACAUCUGGCUCAAAAGAGAAGACAAAAGCAGAAACUGCAAAGAAAGAGGCUAGUUCAGCUUCAAAGGAAAAGUCUGCUCCACUUGUUGCUGAUGCCUGUAUUCCAGCCUCUGCUCCAUCUGAGAACCCCCUGGUCUUUUACAACAGAGUGUCUGCUCAGGGUGAUGUAGUUCGUGAUUUGAAAGGUAAAAAGGCUGCAAAGGAAGAUAUUGAUGCAGCUGUGAAACAGCUAUUGGCCUUGAAGGUGGAAUACAAGGAGAAGACAGGUCAGGAGUAUAAGCCUGGAAAUCCUCCUGCAGCAGCUGUAGCAGUACCAAAUGUUUCUUCGACACCUCAGAUCUCCAGCAAUCUGGACAGCAAUGCUCUUUAUCAUAACGUAGCUGAGCAAGGGGAGGUGGUCAGAAAACUGAAAGCUGAGAAAGCACCUAAGGAUAAAGUAGAUGAAGCAGUGAAACUCCUCCUUUCUCUGAAAGCAGAGUAUAAAGAAAAGACUGGGCAGGACUACAAGCCAGGGCACGUGUCAGCAACUCAGAUAUCUGCUUCACCCCAAACAACAAGCACAGAAAUCAGUGGCCCAGACACACCAGAAGCUAAAGCUCUGUUUAACAAGGUGGCUUGUCAAGGAGAAGAAGUCCGUAAACUAAAAGCAGGAAAAGCAGAAAAGGAUAAAAUAGAUACAGCAGUGCAGGAACUGCUUCAACUGAAGGCCCAGUACAAGUCUCUUACAGGAGUAGACUAUAAACCUUUCUCUGCCAUUGGGGUUGAGGAUAAAGACAAGAAAAAAAAAGAGAAGGAGAACAAGUCUGAAAAGCAGAAUAAGCAACAGAAACAGAGUGAUACUCAGAAGAAAGACUAUCAGAAAGACCAGGGUGGUAAUGGCCUCUCCUCAGACGGUCCAGGAGAAGGUCAAGGGCCUAAGAAACAGACCAGGCUCGGUCUAGAAGCUAAAAAAGAAGAAAAUCUUUCUGAUUGGUUUUCUCAGGUGAUCACAAAAUCAGAGAUGAUUGAAUACUACGAUGUGAGUGGCUGCUACAUUCUUCGUCCAUGGACUUUUUUCAUUUGGGAAACCAUCAAGGAUUUUUUCGAUGGUGAGAUCAAGAAACUUGGUGUAGAAAACUGCUACUUUCCCAUGUUUGUGUCUCAGGCUGCUCUGGAGAAAGAGAAGACUCAUAUUGCUGACUUUGCACCUGAGGUUGCUUGGGUUACGAGAUCUGGUAAAACAGAGCUGGCUGAACCAAUUGCUGUACGUCCUACAAGUGAAACAGUAAUGUAUCCUGCCUUUGCAAAGUGGGUGCAGUCACAUAGAGAUCUUCCUAUCAAGCUUAAUCAGUGGUGCAACGUAGUGCGUUGGGAGUUCAAACAUCCUCAGCCUUUCCUGCGCACUCGUGAGUUCCUUUGGCAGGAAGGACACACGGCAUUUGCUACGUAUGAAGACGCAGCAGAAGAGGUAUUGCAGAUUCUUGAUCUCUAUGCUCGGGUGUAUGAAGAACUCCUGGCAAUACCUAUUGUGAAAGGAAGAAAAACUGAAAAAGAGAAGUUUGCAGGUGGAGACUAUACAACCACUGUGGAAGCAUAUGUAUCUGCCAGUGGAAGAGCUAUCCAGGGAGCAACAUCGCACCAUCUGGGGCAGAAUUUUUCAAAAAUGUUUGAGAUCGUAUUUGAAGAUCCCAAGAUACCAGGAGAAAAACAGUUCGCCUAUCAAAACUCUUGGGGCCUUUCAACUCGGACCAUUGGUGUGAUGACAUUGAUCCAUGGAGAUAAUAUGGGCUUGGUGCUACCACCUCGGGUAGCUUGUGUUCAGGUUGUAAUUAUUCCUUGCGGCAUCACAAAUUCUCUUUCUGAAGAGGACAAAGAGGCACUGAUGAAGAAAUGUAAUGAAUAUCUUAAAAGACUGCUCCAUGUCAAUGUCCGCGUACGUGCUGAUUUAAGAGACAACUAUUCACCUGGUUGGAAGUUCAAUCACUGGGAGCUUAAGGGUGUUCCCAUCAGGCUUGAAGUGGGACCACGAGAUAUGAAGAACGGUCAGUUUGUAGCUGUCAGAAGAGACACAGGACAGAAGUUGACCUUUGCUGAACAUGAGGCAGAGGAUAAACUCAGACACAUUUUGGAGGAGAUCCAUGCUAACCUUUACAACAAAGCUUUUGAAGACCUAACAAAUCAUAUGGUGGUGGCCAAUAAUAUGGAAGACUUUCAAAAAGAACUUGAAGCAGGAAAGAUUGUGCAGAUUCCCUUUUGUGGGGAAAUGGAGUGUGAGGACUGGAUCAAGAAAACUACUGCCAGGGAUCAAGAUCUUGAGCCUGGUGCCCCGUCCAUGGGAGCAAAAAGUCUCUGCAUCCCCUUCAAACCUCUAAGCGAGCUGCAGCAUGGAGCAAAAUGUGUCUGUGGCAAGAACCCCGCCAAGUUCUACACCCUCUUUGGUCGUAGUUACUAAGUUACUAGCGAAAACACCUUGUUCCUUAUCUCUGAACCCAACUUUUUUUAAUAAGACUGAAAUCUCCCCAGAUCUUAUCAGUUUUUUGACUUUUUAAAUAAUUCAAAAAACAAAGCCAUAAGAAACCAUUAAAAAAAAACCCAGUCAUCAGUCUUAGACUAGCAGUAUUGCUCAGAAUUUUCUGUAAACAUCUCUAAUAAUAAAUAUGUAUUGUGAGCUAUAA
Messenger RNA from Gopherus flavomarginatus (Mexican gopher tortoise), 4911 nucleotides. RefSeq names its product glutamyl-prolyl-tRNA synthetase 1 (gene EPRS1). The record is from RefSeq and is a predicted model, not a curated record. Gene Ontology annotation, biological process: prolyl-tRNA aminoacylation; translation; glutamyl-tRNA aminoacylation. Gene Ontology annotation, cellular component: cytoplasm; aminoacyl-tRNA synthetase multienzyme complex. Gene Ontology annotation, molecular function: glutamate-tRNA ligase activity; ATP binding; proline-tRNA ligase activity. Lineage: Eukaryota; Metazoa; Chordata; Testudines; Testudinidae.